AUGUUAGAUUUCAGCUGUUUUUUAGAUGUUGGGUUCAAGAUUAAAGGUCUUAAAAACAAAACGGGGAAUCUCAGGGUUGUGGAAAAGGUUGUGAUGCUCGGCUUAACUCGUGUUGCUUGUUGGUGUCUUUGGCUGGCCCGGAAUAAAGUGGUUUUUUCGGAUACGGAGGUUAAUAUCGAUUCUAUGUUUAGUGAAGUUAAAUCUUUGGGGUUUUUGUGUAAGGGGAGUAAUGGAACUUUCAUAAAUGGUACAUUUCUGGAUCCAUCUUCGAAUUCAACUUUAUCAAGUAGCUCGUUACCUUUAAACACCUACGAUUCGGUUUCUAUUAUGAGAAUUUUCAUGGUGUUACUCUCGAGCGUGGUAAAACCCCCCAACUUAGGGUUCACAAUCGCACCCUCUUCAUCGUUUCUCAAUCGAUCAAUCGGAUUCUUCAAGGAUGGGAGGUGGCAGUAUCAUCACAACAAUUUAUUAUUUGGUAAAUGUUUUGAUGAAGCAGAAGCACAACGACCACUCCGGCGGCCGUGCACAAUGCAAGUCUGUAAAAGGACUCCGACCAAACUUUCAACUUCAACUAAUUAUAACAUACUUGGAGAUGAAUUGAUUCUUUUAAAGAAUUAUGUCAGCCUCAAGGAUCAGGUUGAUAUAGUGAAUAUCUGUGAAAAGUGGGGUGGUUCUAGGGGUUGUUUUUAUGAGGAGUCUGAUUUCAUAGAGGGAGAAGAAGAUUAUUAUCGUAUACAUACUUGUUUUGGUCGAAUCUGGGAUCCAGAAACAAAGUAUGCAGACCGUUGUAAAAGAGAUGGUUUUGAACCACCACCAAUUCCAUACCAACUUUAUUCAUUGGCUGAAUUUGCACUUGAAGAUGCUAAAGCCCAUCUGCAUAAACUUCGUUCAAUGUCCCCAGAAACCUGCAUAGUCAGAUUCUAUCCAUCAUUAUAUGGUCGACGUGGCCUUCACAGGGAUCCCCCUGAGGCCCCUUGUCUGGAUUUCCUCAGACUUUUGCCUACGGUUUCCAUCUUCAUUGGUGAUACUGCAGAAGUUGACUAUUACUGUCGUCGCAGGGAUGUGGAUUAUAAUACGGUUAUGUUGCGGUCUGGUGAUGUUUUGAUAAAUGGGGGCAUCUUCAGAUACUUUUCUCAUGGGGUAAAGCAAAUUCAUGAACACACCAUGCCUCAGUCGUUAUUACAAGAUACCGCUCUCAAAUCGGGUUGUCUAAACCUUUCUUUAAGGCAAUAUUGACCACAGUGCGUGCUAAUCUUAUCUUUCCAGACUGAUCGAUCGAGGUGUUGUUUACAUGAGUUUCAUAUUGUCAUGUUAGUGGUAUAAACACAAUGUUUGUCCAGCAUGGCCAUGUUUCGUGUUUGUCAUAAAGUAACUCGUGUGUUUGGUAUUGACUUUACUCUUGACAUUUCUAGUUUUGUUUGUAAUUUGGUUU
Messenger RNA from Helianthus annuus (common sunflower), 1432 nucleotides. RefSeq lists its product as uncharacterized. The transcript is spliced from 7 exons. Gene Ontology annotation, biological process: oxidative RNA demethylation. Gene Ontology annotation, molecular function: ferrous iron binding; oxidative RNA demethylase activity; broad specificity oxidative DNA demethylase activity. The record is from RefSeq and is a predicted model, not a curated record. Gene Ontology annotation, cellular component: cytoplasm; nucleus. Bases 1 to 1236 code for a protein of 411 amino acids. NCBI's taxonomy places the organism in Eukaryota, Viridiplantae, Streptophyta, Magnoliopsida, Asterales, Asteraceae.